GGCCGAUAGUGAAUCGAUAGGCCAUAGGAUCUAGGACUCUGAAGUUUGCAUUGUGCACUUCAAUGAGACUAUUUCUAUAGUCACACAGAGAAUGACCUCGAUCACAGAAGACCCUUCUCUGCCCUUGGAUAUGGAUGGAACGUCGAAUGUGCUGUCCAACUCUCAAUUUGGUAGCCAUGACAGUACGGAACAGGAUAUUUCCGUGUCCAGUGAGCUAGAGCAUCCAGGGAUGUUUCGUAACCUCACGAGUGCGGGUAAAGUCUCUCCUCACAGGACACGGACCAUGAAGGACCAGGAGGCUCAACUUGGUGAGUACAAGAAAGAAAAUUUUGGACUUAAGUUACGUAUCUACCAUCUGGAGGAGGUGCUGCGGAGGAAGUGGGGGGACAGUGACGAUGGCUGGAAAAUGAAUAUAGAGCUUCAAGUGCAGCUGGGUAACAUGAGGAAAGAGCUGGAGGAGAAGGGAGCUCUGUUACUGAAAGCAAAACAAGCCAUUGAUCAGAUGUCGGCACAACACGAUGCCCAUAUAAAGGAUAUGCAGGAUCGUGCCGAGGCGUCCAAUCAGACGGCAGCGUUGGAUGAACUUCGUCGAUCGCUGGCUGAGAGAGAUGAGGAUUUGGAGCAAGCUCUGAGAGAGGCUGAGAAUGGCACCCAGCAAAUGCAUGAUAUGCAGGAUUUGAACGAUGGUCUAACGGAGGAGCUGAGAGACAAGGAUGACCAGCUGGGUCGCAUGCAGAGGGAGCUUGAGGACCUGCAGAGAGCACUAGAAGAGAAGGAGACGCCCCCGGCACAACCACACACUGCCCCCAGGGCAUGUCAGACAGUGGAGCCUCUACCAGCCAUGCUGGCACAAGCGGCUGACGCUUUAGAGGCUGCACAGGCAGAGCUAGUAAACAAACAGGAACAAAACGAAGCACUCAAAACCAAAAUGGCUGACAAGGACCGACAAAUCCAACAACUGGAGAUAGAGCUCCUCUCGUCCAGCCAGAAAUUAGCCGCUGGUGCCGGCGACCACGCAAUGGAAAUGCAAGACCAGGCUUCUGAACUCGAUCGUUGCCGGGGGAAACUAAAGGACUUGGCCGACAAGCUACGUGAUAAAGAGGCGGAGCUUCGUAGUGUGCAAGGAGAGCGAGAGGGGGCGUGGCAACAAGCUCGAGAGGCGGAGACACUUGUACAGCGACUGCAACCAUUGGUGGCCGAGAGAGACAGGGAGAUACAAGAUUUGCAGCGAAGGCUUGAGGACGCUGGUAAUAGGGAGAGAGCAAAGGACGAGGAGAUGAGUGACCUCAAAGGUCGUCUGAGAGAUGCAGAGUCACGAGCACGACAAGCCCAACCUGACAUAGAUGCCAAGCAGAGGGAGAUUGAGAUGCUGACAGAGGCACUGGAGGACAGAGACGACGAAAUGAAGAAGUUGAAAGCCAAGCUACAUGAGGUGGAGGAUGCUCUGUCACAUGCCAGACGCUCGGCACACAUGGUGGGCGUCGACAAUAGAGAGCAAAAUGAAACUCUUAAGAAGCUUGCGGACGAAAUUGAAGCUCUGAAAACUCAGCUGGCCAGGCAGCAACAUGGAGCAAAGGGUGACCUGGAGGCUGCUCUGGCUGCUAAAGACGCGGCUAUUGAGCAGAUGCAGAGAGAGUUGGAGGAGCUUCAGUCUAAACUGGGCACAGCUGAGCAGACCAUCCUACACCUCACCACCAGCAAGGCAGCGGAGAUGGGUGUUCUCAGAGCCACCAUUGACGACCUGAACAGACAACUGGAGCAUUUGGAAAGACUGAACCGUGAUCUCCGGAGUGAGGUGGGACGGUUGACUGGGGAGAAGGCUGGUCUGGAGAGAGAGGUGGCUAAACUGAGGGAACAGAAUGGAGAUCUGAGAGACCAGUUGGCAGCCAUGGAGAGUGAGCUGGCAGAGAUGAGGAGGGACUUGGCACAGGCAGAACAAACGAUUGCUGAUCUCCAGAAGUUGAUUGAGGACCUUCGUAGACGGGGUGAACAGAAUGGAGCCAGUCAAGAGGAACUGGCCAGCCUUCGUGCCCUGUUGGCUUCGAGGGAGAGAGCGUUGCGUAACAAAGAGGCGGAGUUGGAAGCUUUGAGAGCAACCCUAGGUAUCAAAGAUCGCCUGAUUGCCGAGCUACAAGAAGACGUGGGUCGACUAAGCAGAGAGGGGGCAGAGCUAACAGAACAGCUGAGGGAACUGGAGAAGGAGAAGAACAGUUUAGAGGCGGAGCUAGCCAAGCUGCGAUCUCAGGCCCGCAUCUCCAAGCUGGCAGCAGAUGAUCUCCAGUCUAAACUGACUCAGGCCUUCGGAGAGAGGGAGGAGUUAGCGAGGAAACUACAGCUGGCUCAGGACGCUCUCAGGGAGAAGGAAGCAACCAAUAGUCAGUUUGAGGAUCGUCUGAGGGAUCAGAUAGACCAGCUGCAACGUCGACUGGAUGAGUUCUCACAUCACACGCCCCCUCAUGGCGUAAAGGUCACCACCCACAAGACCACCACCACUACAGAAACAGACGGAGGAGCCACACCUGCCAGAGACGGAAAGUCUAGCUCCACCACGAUGAUAUUUGGCUCUCCCUCGGACAGCAUUCUCCUGACCAUCCUCCAGCGACUACAGGAACUGUCAGCAGAGAUCUCAGCUGGUAGGACAGACUCCAACGUGGCUUCUAGUUCCCUCUCAUCUAAACUUGAGCACCUCACGGCCUUGCAGCGCCAUCUUGAAGGUAGCCUCAAGAAGCAACCCUCGGACACAGGUGCUAACAUCUCCGAGGGUGACAGACACUACACCAACUACUACUUUAUGGGAGGUGAAGAGGAAGAGACCACCUCCGAUACUGAGCAACUAGUGAGCAGCACUCCCAAGAAGAUGUCCCCUCGUCGAAACCUCUCCUCUGACCUGGCUGCCACCACAGCUGCGCUCAGGGACGCCACUGCACAGGUUGGUGCCCUCCAGUCUGAGCUGGACGAGCUGAAGCGCUGGAACAGUGAGCUGCAAGCACGCUUGGAUGACUCCAGACCACCCCCCAACUACCACCAGCUGGAAGGGGAAGUGGACAGACUAGUAGCAGAAUUAGACGCAGAACGUGAGCGGUCAAAACUCGAUAGGGAUCGACAGCAACAAGAAUUUGAUGCCCUCCAAGAACAACUCAAGAGUACGGAGGAUAAAGUGGUUGAUUUAGAGCAUCAACUGGGAGUGGCUAUGAUGCGUGAUGCAGGCACUUCCACUGACGAUAAAACUUCAGAAUCUCUUCAAUCUGAAAUCGAAAAGCUUGUCAGCGAAUUAGACGGAGCUAGGGCAACUAUUGCUGCACUCAGGGGAAAAUUAGAUGCUGAGAAAAACGAAGCGCAUCGACUUCGCACGGAACUCUCCGACUUACACGUCACUCAUAACACUUCACACCAAACAGACGAUGAGGAAUAUGCCUCUUCUUCAAUGCCUAACCUUCACGCAUCCAAACACCUCUCUGAGAGUUGGACCAGCCCUGCCAAAGCAUCUGCUAGCUUUAGUGAGCAACCAGACGUCAAGGAACUGAAGAGAAAACACGAGGAAGUGACUCGAUUGAAUCAAGAGCUCCAACGAAAAUGCCAAGAACAAUUAUUCCGUUCUCCGUCCUCGUCUAGGCCUAGUAGUGGUGGUCAUACCACGACAUAUUGGCAGGGGAGGUUACGAGAACAAGAGGACAGGCUGCGGACAGAGAUGAUGGAACAAGAGAGGGUGCUCCUGGCACAGAUACGUGAGGCGGAGGCUAGUGCUAUCGAGAGGGAAGGGGAGUGGAGACAGCUGGAGGGAGAGCUGCGACGACAGGUGGCGGAUUUGGAGGCUCGUCUCUCUGAGGCGCUGAGAAGUGGAGAGAGGAGGUUCACAGAGGUCACUGCAGAGUGUCGACUCAAGGACGAGGAAAUACAAAAUCUCUCGAAGGCUUUGUCAGCCUCCCAAGAGAAGUUGUUGGUACUGGAGGGACAGCUGGACAUGUUACUGAGGGACAAGAAUGCAGCCAUUGCUGAACUAGAGGGGAGGGUGGUAGCAAUAGACGAAGAGUUGUGUCGAUCUCGAGAAAGAGUGGAACGAUUGAGGCAUGACGGGGGUGGGGUCGAGACUGAGGUGACCACCUUACAUGAGACUGUGGACUCGCUGACUCAGCAAUUGACGUCUAGGAUUGAAGAUAUCGAUGGGUUAGAGAGAAAAAACCGCUCGCUGGAGGAACAGAAGACGAUUCUCAACAGUCAGCUAGCCUCUGCACAAGAACAGAUACUCAUGCUCAAAGAAGAACUAGCCCUCUACAAGAAACUACUCGAUGAGAAACACUCUGACACCACCACAACCACGUCGGUCGAUCUAAAGCAAGUGCUACAACUUCUCGAGGAGAUACGCAGACUACGAGAGCAGCUGGAUCAGAGUAUUCGUAACAACCAAGCGUUGUCCGAACAGCUACAGAGCAGAUUAGAACAAACUCAAUCGGAAACAACUCUUCAUUUUAGCACCACACAAGCCAGCCCUGGAUACGGACGGUCCACUCAGACAACUCCACCUAAAGCCACCUCCUCUACUGGACACACGCAGACCACUCCCCCUAAAAGACACACCUCUCGUGGUACCAGUCCUCAUGUUAGAGUGUCCUCUCGCUCCACUAGCACUCGUGUGCCCCUCUCCACCAAAGGCACUGGUACCAAGGCUCAAGGGACGACGGGACGAACUACAAUCUCCUUAAAUUACGACUCUGAAUCUUCUCUUCAAAACUCGUUUAGUGAAAACAAGCUGAGCGAUACUUCAGCAAGUUCCCUGUCACAGCCUCACACCUCCCCCUCCAACCAUCACAGGUCCACCGCCCACACAUCCACUUCAACCACGGCCUUUACACCUCCGAAAGACUCCUCCACUCCUCACACACGUCACAGCGACCCCCUCACACGAAGCACAACUCACAGCACAAGUUUCAGUCCUCCCAGUAAACGGAAGGACCACUCAACACUGACGUCACGUCUAACCCACUCUAAGACGACCACUACCUCUCACAAAGGUUCCGACCUGCUAGGCGGUGGAGCAGGAGGGGGAAAUCCCCGUGGAGAGAAACGAUCGGCAUUUAGUUGGACUGGGACAGGGGAUUUUGACUCACUGGAGACCAGACUGCAACAAGCACUCAACUCUCCUUCUCUACCCGCUGCUGACAGGUCCUUCCUAGAGGACCUCCUGCAUUACCUCCGUCAGCAGAGGAAACAGCUGGAUGAUAGCCGACGACUGUUGGAGCGUCUUGAGCAAUCAUCAAUCCCUUCCACUACUCAUAUCCACGUGGACACGGCCGAGUCAGGGACCCUCCCCACUCCCCCUCACACUCACACAGGAUCACAAGCAUCACACACACAAACGCCCCCUCGUCUCUCCACUCAGACCACACCCACUCAGAGUAGACACGCUACAACAAACACCUACUCGUUCCACUCUGAGAGAUCAAGUGUGCCUCGAACUAGCAGUUCUCCUGGUACGGGACAUGGGAAGGGAGCGUCUGGAAUGGAGAAUGGAAGUGUCUCAGAAACGUACACAUAUACUGGUCCACCUAAAUCCACUGAGAGCGGAGGAAAGGCAGGCAAAGUGGACCUAUCAAAGCUGUAUGAGCAAUUGCUACAGACACACUCCUCUCUAGCGGAGGCAAGAAGCUCGCUGAGCCAACAGAGGAAACAGUGAACUUUUGCUAAAAAUAGACAAGUUUUAUACGUGAAUAUCAUCGUAUUGUUAUAAUUACUGGACUAUCUUUACUAAUUAAAUGUACAUGCACAUGUUCAUGCAGAGGUACAUGUAUACAUGCAGCAUUUUCUAAUUAAGAGAAAAUUAAUAUUGAAAA
Halichondria panicea is the source of this 5828-nucleotide messenger RNA. RefSeq names its product myosin-11-like. NCBI's taxonomy places the organism in Eukaryota, Metazoa, Porifera, Demospongiae, Suberitida, Halichondriidae. The record is from RefSeq and is a predicted model, not a curated record. The transcript has 26 exons. Gene Ontology annotation, cellular component: microtubule organizing center. Bases 92 to 5671 code for a protein of 1859 amino acids.